AUGUCGAAAGCCCUGACCUCACAGAUCCGGGUCCGAAUAUGGGCGAAAGAUCCGAUUCAAAGCUCCAACGUUGGUUCCGGUUCAAGCCAAGGAACCAAUUUGAAGUCCGCGGCACGAAAGCUGCGGUACAAAUAUCCGGUGGGGAAAAUGAGGCGAAACUCCUUCAACAAAGGAACCGCAAAUUCAUUUGACAACCACGAAGUCCGAACCCGAGAAACAACAAGAACCCUCUACGCUAAGGUUGUCCAACAUCUAGCCGACGUGUGCCGAGACGAACAAGAUUUGAGCCUAACUACACACGGAAUUGCCAUCCGGCUGCAAAUCAUCAGUAACGGCGGCGGCCUUGCAAUCUAUGUAAGGGAUGAUAUAAAGUUCACUAUAAAGCGCAAUACUGAAGAUGAUGGAUACCACCAUAUUGGAAUCGAAAUUUUACACUACGGAGAGUCGAUUACUGUUCAUGGAAUUUACAGACCACCAGGCUACAACUUUUCCAAGUUCAUUAACCACCUAGAGAUACUUCUCACCGAAGCAAACCUCAGUAAGCCCAUCUUCAUAUUGGGUGAACUCAAUAUUCCUAUUAAUAGGGAGAACGAUAGUGUAGUAUUGCAGUACCAAAGUCUCUUGAGUUGCUUCAGCCUCGCUGUCUCAAAUAACAUUGUCACCAGACCUGCUAGCAACAAUCUGCUGGACCACAGCAUCGUUCGCAUCAACGACCUCCGUUCAAUAAUUAAUUGCACAUUUGAGUGUGACAUCAGUGAUCACAGGCCUGUUCUCACUACUUACAUUAACAAAAAAGCUUUACCGGAAGUUAAAAUCUUAUCUCGGCGACAUACGAAUCGAGAACAUCUCGAAAAAGACUUCAUAGAUUUCCUAAGAAAUGCUGAUUUUCGGAACCAAGACCCGAAUGCUAGAUUGAAUACUAUAACUGAGCGCUACCAACAACUUCUUGUUAAACAUACCCACGUCACUACCGCUGUAGUUCGAAUGAGGAAAAUAUGUCCAUGGAUGACUCUAGAAAUAUGGCAACUUUUGAAAUCUAGGGAUAAAAUUUUGCGGAAAUUGAAAAAGAACUCCACGAACCUCAAUCUUUCCGAACAAAUGAAGAGAAUGAAUAAGCAACUACAGAACGCAAAACGGAAGGCAAAAAUCGAAUAUUAUGAGCAACUUAUGAAUACAUCCAACAUGAAAAUUCUUUGGAAACGAAUUAACGAAAUGAUAGGAAAGAAUUCAAAACCUGAUGAGCUGACAUUGAAUCUGUAUGGAAAAUCUGUUGAUAGUCCAUUACCUGUGGCAAAUGCAUUCAACGAGUUCUUUACUGCAAUUGGACAACAUCUUGCAAGCCAACACCACUCGACCGGAAACAUAGAUGAAUUUGGAACCAUCAAGCGGAUCAGAAACUCAAUUUUUCUUCGACCAUCCACAGUCCGAGAAGUCAUAACAAUAAUAUCCAGUCUGGAUCCUUCGAAAGCUUCUGGAGUGGACAGUUUUCCUGUGUCAGCGCUUCGAACCCACCACGCGGUUUUAGCCCCUAUUCUCACUUCAGCCUUUAACGAUAGUGUUAGUAUGGGCAAGUAUCCCGAAUGUCUUAAGCUUGCUGUUGUCCACCCAGUGUUUAAGUCCGGUGAUCCUAAGGCACUUUAUAGUUACCGACCGAUUUCAGUUCUCUCUGCCUUCAGCAAGGUAUUUGAGAAGCUGAUCGCAACAAGACUGUUGGAGUUUCUAGAUGCUCGGCGUAUUGCUUUAACGACGACGGGGUCCUGUAGUGGUGGUUCCGGCGACGGCGGUGGUAUCGGUGACGGUGGCGGUGGUGGUGGUGUUUAA
This is a messenger RNA of Uranotaenia lowii, 1821 nucleotides long. RefSeq lists its product as uncharacterized. The transcript is spliced from 4 exons. Lineage: Eukaryota; Metazoa; Arthropoda; Insecta; Diptera; Culicidae. The record is from RefSeq and is a predicted model, not a curated record. Bases 1 to 1821 code for a protein of 606 amino acids.